AUGAGAGAGGAGAACAAAUUGAGGAUGGAAAGGGAGGAGGAUGGGUUCGGCUUUGAUGAACCAACUCGUUUGGAGGUUCAGCAGGAAUCAGAAAGCUCUGAUACUCUGCUGUUGGAAGAGGAAGAGGAUCUGGCAGAGGUCAACAUCGAGGAUAAGCUCUCCAAGACCGAAAAACGGGCCAAUGCUUCCUCAUCUAACUCUUUACCUCUUGACGCCCCUGAAAUUGAUUCUGAUGCAUCGACGUCCAUUCCCGCCUGUCAACCUGCUGAAGGACAAAAAUGCAGCUCCUCUGAAAAGAAGGGGCGCAGAAGCGGCUCGAAGAGGAAGAAGAGCAAGAAGAGCUUGGAGAGGAAACGGGCGGGGUUGGAUGAGAGAAGGAAAGAUAAACGCAGGGAGGACGCCAUGCGUAGAGAGGAUAACCGAAGCCUCAGGCCUAACACGUUGAAUGAGGCGCGAAAGGCGGUUCCAUUCUAUCUGGUCAAGGAGAAUAAAUUCUGUGCUUCAACCCUCAGCUGUCCAAACCUGACUGGAUAG
This is a messenger RNA of Marasmius oreades (fairy-ring Marasmius), 534 nucleotides long. RefSeq lists its product as uncharacterized. The record is from RefSeq and is a predicted model, not a curated record. Bases 1 to 534 code for a protein of 177 amino acids. The transcript has a single exon. NCBI's taxonomy places the organism in Eukaryota, Fungi, Basidiomycota, Agaricomycetes, Agaricales, Marasmiaceae.